CUGAAAAUAGAAGGUUAUGUUAAAGAAUCAUAUGCGCGAUCAGUAAUUUCUGUCAGUUGGUGAUUUUCUCUUUGUUAUCAACAUUGGGCUUGCCCUCUUUAUCGCAAGUCUGAUUAUUUUCUUGCAUUUGAAUGAUAUCAAUUAAAAUUAACCUUAUAGAAAAUUCAAUUUGUGAUUUGACAAUAAUAUUGUAUAUAUAAAUAUGGAUGAUGAUGAUCAAUUUCAAUCAGGUUAUGAUGUUGAUUCAUUUCCAAAAGAUUUUGGAUAUGCUCCCUUUGAUGGAGAAGCAGAGGCAUCUACGGAAGCUGUAGCAGGAGAACAAAAACCUAGAAUACUUUUAAUGGGUCUUAGAAGAAGUGGAAAGUCAUCGAUACAAAAAGUAGUUUUUCACAAAAUGUCCCCAAACGAAACAUUAUUCUUGGAAAGUACAAACAAAGUAAUCAAAGAUGAUAUUAGUAAUUCUAGCUUUGUUCAAUUUCAAAUUUGGGAUUUUCCUGGACAAAUAGAUUUCUUUGAUCCUACUUUUGAUAGCGAUAUGAUAUUUGGUGGUUGUGGUGCAUUAGUCUUUGUAAUAGAUGCACAGGAUGAUUAUAUGGAAGCUUUGAAUAAACUUCAUUUGACUGUUACUAAAGCAUAUAAGGUUAAUCAAGCUAUUAAAUUUGAAGUUUUCAUUCAUAAAGUUGAUGGACUAUCGGAUGAUUGUAAAAUGGAAACGCAAAGGGACAUACAUACCAGAGCUAACGACGAUCUAAUAGAUUCUGGAUGCGAUCGAAUACAUCUUAGUUUUCAUUUGACGUCUAUAUACGAUCACAGUAUAUUCGAAGCUUUCAGUAAAGUUGUUCAAAAGUUAAUACCACAAUUACCAACAUUGGAAAAUUUAUUAAAUAUACUCAUAUCAAAUUCUGCAAUUGAGAAAGCAUUUCUGUUCGAUGUUGUAUCCAAAAUUUACAUUGCAACUGACAGUUCACCGGUAGAUAUGCAAAGUUACGAAUUAUGCUGCGAUAUGAUAGAUGUAGUUAUCGAUGUCUCUUGCAUAUAUGGAUUGAGAGAAGACUUGGAUGCAGCGGCAUUUGAUAAUCAAAGUUCUAGUUUAAUUAAAUUAAAUAACGGCACUAUUUUGUUCUUGCGCGAAGUGAAUAAAUUUUUAGCCUUGGUUUGCAUUUUGAGAGAGGAUAAUUUUGACAGACAAGGUGUUAUAGAUUACAAUUUCUUAUGCUUUCGCAAAGCGAUACAACAAGUAUUUGAAUUGCGUAAUAAAGCAUUAGCUGCUACUAGUGUAAAUAAUCACUCUACGUCUCCAGUUAGCAUCAAUGAAUCUUCAAGCUUGGCAGUAGUAUCACAGGGUGGAAUGAUUGGACAAAAUGGUGUCAUAGCAAUUACGCAAAGUUAACUAGAUUUUUGUCUCAUUACCGAGCUUUAUCCCUAAUUAGAGUAUUUUUAUUUUUAAAUAUAUAUAUAUAUAUAUUUUCAUUUUAUUUUAAAUGAUCUUAUCAUUAUGUACAUCUUCGAUCAUGUAUAAUUUUAUAUAUAUAUAUAUAUAUAAAUAGCUAAGGAUAU
Molecule: messenger RNA, 1557 nt
Organism: Polistes dominula (European paper wasp)
Lineage: Eukaryota; Metazoa; Arthropoda; Insecta; Hymenoptera; Vespidae
Gene: RagC-D
Product: Ras-related GTP binding C/D
Biological process (GO): positive regulation of TORC1 signaling; cellular response to starvation; negative regulation of autophagy
Cellular component (GO): lysosome; nucleus; Gtr1-Gtr2 GTPase complex
Molecular function (GO): GTP binding; GTPase activity
Source: RefSeq, a predicted model, not a curated record